Trypanosoma cruzi is the source of this 1856-nucleotide messenger RNA. Its product is annotated as fucose kinase, putative. NCBI's taxonomy places the organism in Eukaryota, Euglenozoa, Kinetoplastea, Trypanosomatida, Trypanosomatidae. Gene Ontology annotation, molecular function: fucokinase activity; ATP binding. The annotation marks the transcript as partial. The record is from RefSeq and is a predicted model, not a curated record. Gene Ontology annotation, biological process: GDP-L-fucose salvage. The transcript has a single exon.
GCGCUUGGCAACAGCCGCUGCGCCAUGAUCCACUGGUGCAGCAGCUGCGAGUCAAGAUUGUAACACUGCCCGAGGCACGCUUCUUUCACUACGGCACCACGGAAGACAUGAUCUUUUCGACAGUUGCCAUUCAGAACACGGAGCGUUCCUCGGAAAAAUUCCUGCGGGCAGCGAUGUCUCGGCACCCCGCCGCCGUCUUUCAAAACGCUCGGGUUCACACCACACUCGCGGAGGAUCAGCGAAGUAUUUGGGUUGAGAACAGCGAGGUGUCGGCGGGGUGGUCACUGCAGCAUCACUCCGUCAUUACUGGUGUGCCAAGGAACACGUGGACAUUGCAUGUACCAGCAUAUGUGUGUAUCGACGUUGUGCCGGUUCGCGGUGAGGGCGGUGGUGACAAAAAAGGAUGGGUGGCACGCCCUUACGGCUUUAACGACCCCUUUCGUGGGUACAUUACAGGAGAAAGCACGGAAUUUCUUGGGAUGCCAAUUGAAUGCUGGCUGCGUAAGCAUGAUUUGCGCCUUGAAGCCCUCACCAAUGGGAAUAACGCGAAUAUGUUAGACAUCCAGUGUGCAGCGCUCUUCCCGUGGUGUGCGACGGUGGAGGAUCUUGGCCUUCUCAUUCGUUGGAUGAUUGACCCCACGUCGUGCGACUUGAAGCCUAGUGACGUGAAGCGUGCGAAAGGGCUUUGGGAAAUGGGCGUGCGGUAUUCAGCGAACGAAUUGAAUGAUGUGGCGGAUAUCACAGCACUGCUGGACUCACGCGAGAGUUUUCAGCGGGAGAUACUUCCUAUCAUGGCUGCCCAUGCACACAGGAGCCCUUUUUAUCAGAUGGACUUGAAUCACACGGCGCAGAAGUAUGCCGCUGCACACCUGCCGCUCCCUGGGAAGUUGCCAGCAGAGGGAACUCCCAUCUUGCACCGCAUUCACCAUCAUAUGUUUUGUGCACGUGUAUUGCAGUGUAUACUUAAGCUGUGGGAGAAAUCGUUUCCCUUUCCUGGUGACUCAAACCAGGAAGUGAUGGAGGAGGCCACAAAGGAAGAGGAACGUCGGCAGAAGGAUGAGUUGCCGCCUCUUCUGCAGGGCGUCUCCUUAAGUUUAGAAGAGGUUCAACGUGUGUAUGGGCUUCGAAGCAAGGAGGAACUGGCUGCUCGAGCUCAUGAAGAGGACACGACAGCGUUUCAUCUGCUGCAAACAGCGACGCUGCAACAACUGACCAUUACUCCUUCUCUGCCAUCACCGCAACUCUCUGUGUACGACGACCAGAUUGUGUGGGGUAGAGGACCGGCUCGCAUUGAUCUUUCAGGUGGAUGGACGGAUACCCCACCGUACACAAACCUUUGCGGUGGGAAUGUUGUGAACGUUGCCAUUGAAUUAAAUGGCCAGCCACCACUUCAAGUGUACCUGAAGCCUUCUGCAACGCUUGACAUCACACUUUGCUCCAUUGACCUUGGCUCCGUCGAGAAACUUUCAACAUUUGAGGAGCUGCGGCGUUACAACGUGGUGGGCUCUCCCUUUUCUAUCCCAAAGGCAGCCCUUGCAAUGGCUGGAUUUCUCCCGGAGUUUGGGGCAAAAACGUUUGCCACGCUGCAGGAACAACUCAAGGCUUCUUUUCGCGGUCACGGGGUGGAAAUCACGCUUUUGGUGGCAAUUCCGGCUGGAUCAGGACUCGGCAGCAGUUCACUUCUCGCCGCCACGGUGCUAAGCGCCCUCUCCGACUUCUGUGGUCUUGGGUGGGAUGCACAGGAGGUGGGACGACGCACACUUUGUUUGGAGCAACUUCUCACCACAGGCGGCGGGUGGCAGGAUCAAUACGGUGGGUUGUACCGUGGCUUGAAACUCCUGCAGUCCAGCCCGGGA